Molecule: messenger RNA, 1583 nt
Organism: Desarmillaria tabescens
Lineage: Eukaryota; Fungi; Basidiomycota; Agaricomycetes; Agaricales; Physalacriaceae
Product: putative beta-lactamase
Exons: 13
Coding region: 342-1436 (364 amino acids)
Source: RefSeq, a predicted model, not a curated record
ACAAGUUCUAGUCGAAGACCGGGCCGAUCUGGCCGCUUCUCAAAAAAAUCGGCAGUAGUAUCAAGCGCUAUCCAGUCUUGCCUAGCGCCAUACACACUACAAUGACCGCCGGGUCUAGAAUCGUCACUGAUAAUCGUGGCUAUAUCUCUUAUCCUAGGCCUAUCGUUCACAGGAGAGCAUCCGGCCGGCCAGCUUCUCUCAGGUCCUCUACCGCAGCAACCCUUAUGGAUCCACACUGUAGUACUUCCGAGAUGGUCACGGUAUCGAUUUAUGAGAUAGUACUACUUGGGUUCAAACAAUCAGCUUAGUAGGCUGGUCACUCGGGCCGCCUAGCAUUGAAGAUGAUCUUAUUUGAUCUCGUUGUGAAUGUGCUGGCAUUGUCUUGCAGGUCCCAUCUUGUGUCGGGCAAGGUUCUAAAAUAUGGCACGCCCGGGUCGGUUGGGAUGAUAUCCUGGUCGUUUGUUCAACUUGAGAAAAAGAUAUCGGCACAUCUGAUCCCAGAAAACUACUCUUCUGCUACGUACAAUGAGAUACAUCCCGUAUAUCCCGGAGCGACCGUGAUGAUCGGGUAUCAGAGCACAAUCGUGUCCCAUUUUGCAGUCGGCGAAGUUAUCAGGUAUGCUAAUGAGAACGGUUCUGAGCUGGAGAAUCUGGAGAAGAUAUCUGCAAAAUUGGGUACCAUCUACGAUUUGGUAGCUUCGCUCUCCAAACUCUUCACAACUAUACUGGCGUUGCAGCAGCUGGAGCGUGGUGCUAUUGGCCUUGACUGCACGGUUUCAACAUAUAUUCCCAAUUUGCUGGCUAGCGGACAAGACGUCACCAUUCUACAACUCCUUACGCACACAGCGGGAUUUGAUGCCGAUCCUGCUCCUCCUUUAUGGACUGGGUAUGCAAGCUACAAUGCACGCCGGCAAGCGAUAAUCACGCAAGGCCUCAUGACGAUGCAAAUUGUUUUAGAGAUUGUGACUGGACUGACGUUUGGCACACUUCUGGAGCGAGAUUUCACUGGUCCUUUAAGAAUAUCCGACAUUUUCUUCAAUCCGGGGAAUCUCGCCCUUGACACUUCUAGGAUAGCCGCAACAGAGUUUCAGGCUGCUCCCGUUUGGGGAACAGUACAUGACGAGAAUGCUUGGAGCCUUGACGGAGUCUUCUCCACCGCAAAGGAUAUGGGCUUUUUCUGUGUCAGGAUACUGAAGCCACAAAGCGUGGAUAAAAUCUUCACGGACUACAACACAGCUUUCCCAGUGCAUGAACAUGGACUGACGGCGAGGCACAUGGGGUUUACGGGGACGAGCAUGGUGAUUAAUCGUCCGUCGAAUACAUCCAUGAUAUUGUUGACUAACAGGGUGCAUCCAAGCAGAAACUGGUCAUCCCCGAAUAUUGCGCGACAAAUGGUAGGGUAUUGGGUGAGAAAAGCUCUGGGUUUCAACGAAUAACAGUAGACUUCGUGGAAUGACAUGCUCUUCUUUCCUUACCCACGAACCCAAGAAAUUUGAAUGGCUUCAUAGCGUCCGAUUUAUCACCAUGAUACACAUUGCGCGAUUUGAGGACACUCAUCUUGGAACAAGUGCCUGGCGGCGUGG